AUGUGGCAGCGAACGGCUGUGCUGGUCGCUUUAAUAGUUGUGGUAAAUUGCAUCGAUGUUCGCUUACUUAAACGUUAUCAUGGAUCCUCAAUUAAGGUUGAUUGCUUCGAUUAUCCUGAGCCCAAGGACUUUAAAUAUUUUAGAAGUCUAGAAGGUUACCGUAAAAAAGAACCACGUUUUAUUCACACCACUCCAAAAUACCGACCUCCUCCCAAAUUAGCACGUCGAUCUGAUUACUACAAUAAGGAAGAUAUUGUCAAGGAGCACGCAAAACUUGUGCAAGACAUCAACAGCCUUCGCCAAGUACUUUUCGUACCACCCCUGGCAGAUGAAAGCAAGGACUACGAAGAUUCUAUAUUUCACGAGAUUUUAGAGACAUCUACCACAGCUAAACCUACGCUAACAACCCAAAAACAAAGGAAUGGUAUACCAAUCAUAUUAGCGGGUACAGCGAGUCAAACGGUGACCUCUCAGCCAAUCAAACUAAAUAAAGAGACGAUUAAUUUAGUGGGUUCUUCUGUAUCGCCGAUUGUAAAGCAUCCGUACCCCUUUGAUAUGCCUACGAGAUCGCCGUUAAGGGUUUGUAUGGCAACACCGUUGUCCACGAGAGAUCCAUAUGCGAUCAAGCGGAGACCGAGUUUGUGGCAACGGAUCGUAAACACGCUUGAAAUCUACCCUAGCUUUAAGUUAUAGCUGUAACUGUAGGAUUAAUAAGUUAGUGGCAUUUUAAUAGGGAAUAACACGUGAGCGAUUGUUUAUGUACUAUAAGCGAUAAAGAGCUGAAUGCUGAAAUAUAAUAAAACAAUUCAUGAUAUUAUUUAAAAAAGAACACAAUUAUUGCUGCUUUGUUUAACCUAAAGUCGCCUUCAAGGUGUUAAUCGUAAUUAUGGUUUUUUAACUUAGGAUUGUCGCGAACUUUAACAGUGUGUCUUAACUCAUUUAAGUUCAAUUAUUUUAAACUAAACUAAUCUAAGGACAGACUGGUAUAUAAAAACUUUGAUUCUCGCCUUUGAUGCGUGCAACUAUUGUAGAUACUUGUGUCCAUAGUUCCCUCUGUGUUUAACUCGCAUUAGCUAUUAAGAUGAUGCUGAUCAAUAGUCAAUCAAUAUAAAUAGUCUUUAAUAUUCUCUAAGCCUAGCUUUAUAACUGUUUGAGUCACGUAUUGUUCUUACGAAAUUAGAAGUUUACAUAUUAUAUCUAACAUUGAUUUACAUUGUAUGAUACAAUAUGUUGUUAAUUAUUUAAAUUUACUGCUUGGUAAGAAGAUUAAAUCAAUAUUCCCAUCCUUAUUCCUCUGCAAUUACGAAGUAAUCUGAUAAAACCAGUUGGCACAAAGUUCUCGCUUAGAAGCUUAAACCAUGUCUUGAAAUCUAAAGACUUAUUUACAAUUUGUUUAGGAACAAUCUACUUUAAGUAAUAAUAUGUGUAAGUUGUAUCUUACAACAAUUUUCCAAAUGUUUUAAUGGAGUCAAUCCAUCUUCUGAAUUUUCCUCUUCUUCCAUUUGUUAUAUUUAUGACUCAUUUGUUAUUUUCUUAUUAAUAUUUUCCAGCUCCAGCUCCAGCUCUUGCCACAUGCAAGUUUUUCCAAUUGUUCUGUUUAUUAUAUUAAAAGAUUAUCAAACAGGUUAUUGUCUGUAUAAUCAAUCUAUUUAUAUGAACGUUGAUCAUUCACGCAUGAUGUAAUUGCAUAAUCAUGCUAAACAGUCUGGAAAAUAGUUUGUCAUAUCGUUAGGUUAUUUAAAAAUACAUAUUUGAAACAUGCGUUAUAUUUAAACAUAUUAAAAUAAUGAUAGACACUAUAGUUACUAUAGGAAUUUAUACUUCCAUAAGGACUGUGUUGGUUUUUUAAUUCCCAUACUUCACUGGCGCAGCGACACAAAGACCCCACCAACGGUUAAGCCAAAAGUUAUACAACGUAACUUUUAUAGAUAUUUUAUAAAACAACACAUAAAUGUUCAAACGGUAACAAAAUGUGUACAACAGAACACAUUUUUUUUUGUUUUACACUAGGAUCACAGAUAAGUAUAUAUUUUUUUAGGAAAGCAUUAAAAACUUCAUUUAUUAUAUGUUUCAUUUAUUAAGAGGUAUUUAUUGGUAGAGCACUAGUAGGUAUUAGUUACCAACAAAAAUAGUGUGAGUAACAUAAAGAUAAUUUUGUAAGUAUUACCAAAAAUAAAAAUAAAAUAUUGAUGUAGCCACGUUCAAAUUUGCUUUGC
Messenger RNA from Pieris brassicae (large cabbage white), 2216 nucleotides. RefSeq lists its product as uncharacterized. The transcript is spliced from 3 exons. The record is from RefSeq and is a predicted model, not a curated record. The coding region runs from base 1 to 693 and encodes 230 amino acids. Lineage: Eukaryota; Metazoa; Arthropoda; Insecta; Lepidoptera; Pieridae.